AUAUAACAAACACGUCGAUUAAGUGGCUAGAAUAGUUGCACAAGAAUAUCAGAAUAACCUAUAAAUUAAUUGGCGGGAAAAGUAUAAAUAAACUAGAUAAUAAACAGUGCUCAUAUAUUUUCAAUUAAUACUGAUAAAAUUAAAAUGAAUUUUUCUGCGGGUAGAAGAAAAGCAAAUAAUAUUACGCUUAAUCCAGACAUUGCAAAAGUUUUCGCUCACGAUUUAAAUAUGUACAAAACAAAUCCAUCAGACACAAUUUCUUUAAACGAAUUUGAAGAAUUAGCUUUAGAUAGAUUACAGUUAUUAAGAACAAUAGAACAAGCAUCUGCUAGAGGACAUAAACAAUUUUCAGAAGACUGGAAAAGUUAUAUUAAAGAAGAACUCGCUAAACUCGGCCUGAAAAGAUAUUUACGAUUACUUCUCGGCUACAACGGGCAAACCGAACAAGAUACACAAGCACGAAGGACUGAUCACCAUUCACACUUUAUAUUAAGACUCGCAUAUUGUCGUUCAGAAGAUUUAAGACGAUGGUUUCUUAUUCGAGAAUUGGAGUGGUUCAAGUUGAGAUUUUUAGUUCAAAAUCAACAGAGUAUCAUGAAAUUUUUAGAACUGAAUAAUCUGACGUAUCUUCCGAUUCCACAAGAUGCCAAAGAAAAAAUUAAAACUAAAGUAUUAGCAGCCACUGUAGGUGUACACGAAACUAAUUUUAACACAAUCGAUUUUUACAAAGUACCUUUUACAGAAGUUUUAUCACUAAUUAAAAAUAGGAGAGUGUUUUUAGAACAUGGAUACGCUUAUAUUCCCACUUCUGAAUUGGUAGUUUCAAUACAAGCCCAAUUUAGGGCAUCCCUAAAUGAAUCUUUAAGCACAUACAAUCAACGUCUGCCGUCUGUAGACGAUGACAGAUUAAAUUCAUUAUUGUGUAAUCUCCACAACGUAUACACUGGGAAAACACACGUCGUCGAAGAUUCGAAAGAUGGUAUCAAUCCCGCCAAUUUGGAUAAUUAUUCUCAACAGCAUUUCCCGCUUUGCAUGAGGCAUUUGUACAACACUUUAAAAUCUAAUCAUCAUCUAAAACAUCAGGGAAGGCUGCAACUCAGUUUAUUCCUCAAAGGAAUUGGAUUGCUAUAUGAAGACGGUAUGAAAUUUUGGAGAGAAGAAUUCACUAAAAACCCCAAUAUCGAUGAGACCAAAUUCGACAAAUCUUACUCGUACAUAUUCAGACAUUCGUAUGGUAAAGCAGGUGGCAUGACCAAUUAUUCUCCGUAUAGUUGUAUCAAAAUAAUAAUGAGUAGUGUCGGACCAGGGGAACAUCACGGUUGUCCGUUUAAACAUUGGGAUCCUAGCAUUUUGAAAAAUAAAUUAGUAGAGUACGGCUUAGCUCCACAAGCAAUAUCCUCCGUUAUGGAUUUAGUUAACGGAGGACAUUUCCAGUUGGCUUGUAGUAAAUAUUUCGAGUGUGUUAGCGGACAACCUCCAACUACCACCAUUAAUCAUCCCAAUCAAUAUUUUUCUGAUAAACUUGGCAUUUUUAAAGAGAAACAAGCAAAGAAAAAUUGAUUUUUCAAAAAUUUUAUUUAUUAAAUAUUUUUUUAUGCCAAUUAUUGUUUGUAUAAUAAAUAAUAGAGAAAAUAUAGAGGAGUUCUACUUUAUUUCAUUAUUUACCUUCCUUUUGAGUUCCUAGUUAUCAAUUCUCAAAAUAACUAAUUGCAAUAGGUACAAAUUAAAACGACAAACCCAAAACCCACCAUAGGCCUACAAAUUAUAUUUUUCCACAAUUCAAAG
This is a messenger RNA of Diorhabda sublineata, 1785 nucleotides long. Its product is annotated as DNA primase large subunit-like. The record is from RefSeq and is a predicted model, not a curated record. NCBI's taxonomy places the organism in Eukaryota, Metazoa, Arthropoda, Insecta, Coleoptera, Chrysomelidae. The coding region runs from base 145 to 1560 and encodes 471 amino acids. The transcript is spliced from 6 exons. Gene Ontology annotation, biological process: DNA replication, synthesis of primer. Gene Ontology annotation, cellular component: alpha DNA polymerase:primase complex.